Molecule: messenger RNA, 971 nt
Organism: Mus musculus (house mouse)
Lineage: Eukaryota; Metazoa; Chordata; Mammalia; Rodentia; Muridae
Product: predicted gene, 33700
Exons: 1
Coding region: 140-835 (231 amino acids)
Source: RefSeq, a predicted model, not a curated record
GAGUGCCCAGAGUCGGCUGUAAAAGCCUCCACACAACAGUUGUACAACCUGCAAGAAGUACAGCUCUCCGGACCAGCACUUGCAUCACACCUUUUUGGGCACGAACUACCAACUGCCCACAUCACCCAAAAUUGUGGAUAUGAAGCCCUGCAGCACCAGCACUGAUCCUGAACCCAAUCCUGCCGAGUGCCCUCGACUCCACCUAGACCAGCCUGCUCAACACGACCUGGAAAUACCUAUGGGGACUUCCAGCGACGAGCUCACCUCCGUGGUAUUCCUGGCCUCUGGCUCUGUCCUGCAGCUGCCCCUGGAUGACUUCGACCUACACAUUGAGCCCCAGCCCAACUCGAUCCUGCAAUUGUCGCUCCCAGGACACACCAUCCUCGUGGUUCCCGAAGGCCUCCAGGACUCCACUUGGCCAGGACAUCCUGAGUUCUCCCUUUCCCGCCCGCUUGCAUCCCCUCUCCUGAACAUGCCCCGGGACCUUAUAGUCAUCCAGCCAGAAUCCUUCAGUGCUUCGGUAAGAGACAGCGAGGGCUUGGAAUGUGCCUCUCCCUCAGGGAUGCCAUGGAUGAACGAUCCAGAUGGCCCGGACCCAGAACUUGAUCUCUCAUUUUCUUCAUUAGAUGGCUGUAGUCCUUCAGCCUCUCCUGGGGCAGAGAGUUUUGCUUCGGGGUCCACCUGGAGCCUACAAAGUAGCAUGCUGGAGCCGCUUACAGACUCACCACUGCAACCUCUCCCUCCAUCUCCUCCGAGCCACCACGAACAGAGCCCUCUGAGUCCCGUGAGACCUAAUCGCCCUCCAUGCAAGGCCAAGAGGUGCCUCCUCUUCUAGGAAAAUUUCAGUGCUCCAGCAACACACAGCGAAAUGGACAAUUAAUUGCCUGGACUUCCAGACAUCCUGUGGACACCCAACAACCUAAUGUUGAGCCUUUGUGCACACAGUGCUUUCUGCUGCACACUAGAGACAG